GCUGAUUGAUUGUUUUUAUUUUCUGACAAAAUGAUGUCUAAUAACGUGUAAAUUAAUUUGAAUAAAAAAGAAAAUUUUCUUAUUUUUUUUUUAAAUUUUUUAUAAACAAAAAAAACAGUUGUUAAUUUAGUUGUUUAUAUUGUGAUAGUUUUGUUAUGUUUUUUUAAUUAACUGGUGUAUUAAAAUUUUAAAGAAAAAUUUUUAUAAAAAUUGUUGGUUAGUUUUUGACACAAGAAAAGAGAGAAAAAAAAAAAAGCAAGGCACAAUUGUGUCUGAUUGUGCUUGCUUGAGGCAAAAAGAGAGACCCGAGAGGGGCAGGAAACGAAAGUGAACGAGAUUAGACUUUUUUUUUCCCAUUUUUUUUUUUUUUUUAUGGUCGCUUUUGUGUGUUAGUGGUAGCUGGCAAAACCCAGGGAAAAACCAAGAGAUUAUUUUGUAUCUGAAUAAGAAGAAUUUUGUUAAUUAUUCAGUUCUAGGUAGGUCGAGAAACAGCCAAAAUUAAACAAAAAUAUAAAAAAUAAAAAUGUCAUACUCUGGUACGGGAUAUAGUACAAGGGAUCCAAUAUUAUCUUUUGGUGACGGCCUAAAUCUGCCAUGUACCACAGCAAAUUGUCUUGUUUGCAUACCUCGACAAGAUAACACAGUACCUCGUGCGAGAUCACGGUCACCUAUUACAAGACCAAGAUCUCCACAAGCAAAUUUUGGGCUUGAUUUGUCAUAUAACCUGAAUUCAGGUCCCAGCAUAUCUUCAGCAACUAAUCCAUUUGUCCAACCGACACUUAGUCAAAAUUCCCAGUGGAAUAAUCAAGUAGUUGAAAAUCAAGAAGCAGGACAAUCAACGUCAUUUUCAACAAUGGCAUCACAGCCAAAAGUAUCAACACGUCGUCGUGUACGAGCACCUGCUCCCAGAACACCACCACCAGUUGCAAUUAUUGAUUUAACAACAGACACACCAACACCACCACCACCACCAGUACCAAGAAUAAGAUUUACAAUAGGUAAUACUCGUUCACAUGAAGUUGAAAGACCACAAUAUCUUUCAUAUGAACCUGAUGAUAGUCAAGAUGUCACUGAAAAUAUUAGCUUCCCAUCAUAUCAAGGAUCAUAUACUAGUUUUUCAAAUGAAGAAAAUUUAGGAGGACUAUUUCAUUCAGCUGCUAGUCCUAUUGUUCUUAAUGAAUCAUCAAAUGGUAUAAUUUUUGAUCAAUCAAGAUUUAAUAAUGAUAAUAAUAGAGCACCAGUUAAUAAUUCAAAACCAGCUGAUCCAGCACCAGCAAUAAAUGAUUCAGUUGAGGGUGAAACAGUUGUAUUAUCUUGUCCAAUAUGUUUUGAAGAAUUACGUCCAACACGAAAACCAACAUCAACUAAAUGUGGUCAUGUUUUUUGUGAAGAAUGUCUAAAUGCUACAUUUAUUGCUCAUAAAAAAUGUCCAAAGUGCAAUGCACCAAUUAAACGAAAAUCUUGCAUACGUUUGUUCUUAUAAUCUUUGUAAUUAAAUAAAUAUUUUUAUAUAAUUUUUUUUAAUUUUUUUUUUUUUUUCAUUAAAUAAUUAUAUUUACGAACAAAUUGUUGUAAAAUAAAUUAAAUUCAUUUCUUUUUUAUGCAUCAGCUGAUAAUCAUAAUAAUUAUUAUAUAAAAAAAAAAAUUGCUCAUUUGUUGUAGAUGAGAAUAGAUUAGAAAUUUGAUUCUUUUUUUUUUUUAUUUUCGUUUAAUUGUUAGUUUUUAAAUGUUCGAUUAAUUAUUGAGAAUUUUUUUUUCUUUUUUUUUUUUUUGUAAUUUGUAAUUUUAGUUUUUGCAAUUGUGAGUACUUGUAAAAUGUGAUUAAAUUCCAAGUUAUUAUGUCAAAUAGAACUGAUUUGUAAAUUAAUUAUUUGACAAUAAUUGCGAACAUUAUUCAUUAAUAGAAAAAUGACAUUUGCCAUAACGUUUAGUUGUUUUUUUAAUCAAAUUUAUGUAGCUCGUU
Molecule: messenger RNA, 1963 nt
Organism: Aphidius gifuensis
Lineage: Eukaryota; Metazoa; Arthropoda; Insecta; Hymenoptera; Braconidae
Exons: 4
Coding region: 524-1483 (319 amino acids)
Source: RefSeq, a predicted model, not a curated record